Molecule: messenger RNA, 2184 nt
Organism: Betta splendens (Siamese fighting fish)
Lineage: Eukaryota; Metazoa; Chordata; Actinopteri; Anabantiformes; Osphronemidae
Product: transmembrane protein 43
Exons: 12
Coding region: 109-1320 (403 amino acids)
Biological process (GO): nuclear membrane organization
Cellular component (GO): nuclear inner membrane
Source: RefSeq, a predicted model, not a curated record
UGUCAAGGCAUCAUGGGUAUUUACACAGUAGCUCCGGUCACUGUCAUCUUCCUCAUCUCCGAGUUUUCAGUCUGACUGAGAGAAGUUGUACAAGUCAGAGACACAGAAAUGUCUUCAGCACAAACAUUUCCAGGUAAAGACCCAAACCAACACACACGUGUCUCUGUUAAGUCUAACCCUGGCUUCCUGGAGCGAUUGAGUGAAACUGCUGGAGGGACACUUGUUGGUGUCGGACUGUUUUUCCUUUCAAUUUAUAUUCUCUUCACCAAUGAGGGGCGAGCUCUGCAAACAGCAUCUUCCCUGGAUGAAGGUCUUUCCCUUGUUGUGUCACUGGGGCCGUACGCCAGCCUCGACCUGCAGAACAACAAUCACUUGGUUCACCUAUCGGCAAAGCUACGCACGGCACAGCCCCUCCACGACCCCAACUACAGAGUGGUGCUGCAGGCAGUGAAGCUGAAGAGGCAGGUAGAGAUGUAUCAGUGGGUGGAGCACCAGGAGAGUAGGGACUACAAAGAGAACGGUGAAACCAAAACUGAGACAACAUACACUUAUAACACAGAAUGGAAAUCAGAGUUGGUCAACAGUCGUAAUUUUGAUCAGGAGAUUGGUCACCAGAACCCAAGUGCCAUGCCAGUGGAGAGUGUGACUGUUGUGGCCCCUGAAGUCAAAGUUGGGCCUUUCGUCCUCUCAAAAGGUCUGGUGGAGCAGAUAAAUAACUUCCAGACACUGAAACUUUCUGAUUACUCUGCUUUCAACUUGGACCCAUUCUUCACCAUUCAUGAUGAUUAUUUCUAUCACACUCCAUCUCCGCUGAGGCCGGAGGUUGGAGUUGUUCGUGUGAGAUUCUCCUUCGCUGGGUUAAGUGGUGAGACGUCCCACCUUGGCCCAGCCCAGACUGCCAGUGUUGUGGCCAUGCAGAGAGGUGACCAGCUGAAGGCUUUUAAAACUAGAUCAGGAGACAACCUGGAGAUCCUGUACCUGGAUGAUCUCUCUGCAGAGGAAAUUUUUGAGAAGGAGCAUCAGCACAACAAACUGAAGACUUGGGGACUCAGGGCUGCAGGCUGGGCCCUCAUGUUCAUCAGCAUUCAGCUGACCAUGCGAAUCAUCUACACACUGGUGGACUGGGUGCCUCUUCUCAGGGAGCUGGUGUCCGUGGGGCUGAAGAUCUUUGCCCUGUGCGUCUCCUGCUCUCUGUCUCUUAUCACUAUUGGCGCGGGUUGGCUUUUUUACAGGCCAUUCGUGGCAGCAGCUCUCUGUGCACUAGCUCUGUUUCCAAUGUUUUUAGCCCGCUCAGGAUUAUCAGCGAAGAAAAAGGAGUGACUAGUAAACUGCUUGUUUCUGAUGACAUUCUUUGAAGGCGUUUUCAGUUUUCUGCAGGGUUGGAAAUCUUUUCCUGGGUUAAAUGGACAUUUUAAGACAAAUGUUUAGGUGUAAAAGCUUUAAUCCAUCAUCCAUCAGUGAUCAGGUAGAUGUGACUAUUUAGGCGAGAGGCACUAUAGACCUCGACCAACCUGCAGAUACUGUGUUGCACACAAAUGAAAGUUGAUGUAUUUAGACCAGAAAAUGUGUCAGAUGACUUUCAACAAUGCACGUUCUCACUGUGUCCUCACUCAAUUUUCUGCUGCUUAAGAGCAAUGAGGAGGGCGAGCAAGCGGUACAUCAGAUUUGCUUGGAUUGCUUGCUAUAGUGCAGGGGUCUGCAACCCUGGUCCUCGAGAGCCACUGUCUUGCUGGUUUUUCAACUCUCCCUGCCCCAUCUAAGACUGAUCACCUUGACCAGGUGUGUUCAGUCAAAAAGCAGCUAAUUUACACAGCUGAUCAAAUUAAUUAGCACAGAGAGUUGGAAAACCAGGACGGUGGCUCUCAUAGGACCAGGGAUGCAGACCCCUGCUAUAGUGGUUGGGUUAGAUUAUUGAGGUUAUUUUGUCUAAGUAUUAAUCUUAAAACAGGACAACGGGAAAAACAAACUUGAAACUUGUAUUUUAUGUAUAAAACAUUUUGUUUUUCAUACAGGUGGUUUAAGUUUGAUUUCAAACUUCAAUUUGUUCCUUCAUAGGAACCCUGCGUAUUGCACUGGUGUUCAGGUGAAGGGUUUAAGUUUACACAGUCCACAUUUUUGUCAUGACCUUGUUGGAGCUAUUUUUUCAAUAUGCACAUUAAAGCUUGUGUUCAUUUGUGAUAUAAA